Bufo gargarizans (Asiatic toad) is the source of this 5744-nucleotide messenger RNA. It is a transcript of the gene AGAP1, whose product is annotated as ArfGAP with GTPase domain, ankyrin repeat and PH domain 1. The transcript is spliced from 18 exons. Gene Ontology annotation, cellular component: nucleus. Gene Ontology annotation, molecular function: GTP binding; GTPase activator activity; protein binding. The record is from RefSeq and is a predicted model, not a curated record. NCBI's taxonomy places the organism in Eukaryota, Metazoa, Chordata, Amphibia, Anura, Bufonidae. Bases 1651 to 4245 code for a protein of 864 amino acids.
GAGGAGGAGGAGAAGCGAAGGGAAGAGAGUCACGGAGGAAGAGAGGAAAACACAGCAGGAUCGGGACACCGUCUUACAGGGAAUAGAAAGAGACAGCCGGGAAAACGGCGCCGGGAUCUCCAGCACUCGCCGGAGACAGUCAGUACGUGUGGCGGCGGCGGACAGACCGAGCUUAGUUACCGCACUGGAGACAGCUAGAAGACCGAGACUGCGUCCUCUUACCGGCUGCAGCCCUUGCCCACCCCAGUACCCUCUGCCUUCCAUCAGAUCACCCCCUGGACACCCAGCCUUCCAUAGGUCAUCCCGCUUAGCGACCAUAAUUCCAUAGAUCACCUCCCUGGACACACAUCAUUCCAUAGAUCACCUCCUUAGCACCCAGCCAUUUAAUAGAUCACCCCCUGGACACCCAGCGAUCCAUCAGAUCACCCCCUGGACACCCAGUGAUCCAUCAGAUCCCCCUCUGGACACAGCGAUCCAUCAGAUCACCCCCUGGACACCCAGCGUUCCAUCAGAUCACCUCCUGGACACCCAGCGUUCCAUCAGAUCACCUCCUGGACACCCAACGUUCCAUCAGAUCACCUCCUGGACACCCAACGUUCCAUCAGAUCACCUCCUGGACACCCAACGUUCCAUCAGAUCACCUCCUAGACACCCAACGUUCCAUCAGAUCACCUCCUGGACACCCAACGUUUCAUCAGAUCACCUCCUGGACACCCAACGUUCCAUCAGAUCACCACCUGGACACCCAACGUUCCAUCAGAUCACCACCUGGACACCCAACGUUCCAUCAGAUCACCACCUGGACACCCAACGUUCCAUCAGAUCACCACUUGGACACCCAACGUUCCAUCAGAUCACCCCCUGGACACCCAACGUUCCAUCAGAUCACCACCUGGACACCCUAACGUUCCAUCAGAUCACCUCCUGGACACCCAGCGUUUCAUCAGAUCACCCCCUAUACACCUAUGGUGCCAUAGAUCACCUCCAGCAUCUUAUUAGCUAAUCCCUAUUGGUUCCCUUAGUCUCUCCUGUCUUCUGAACACCCAUUGACCUAUUUUCAUCAUUGACUCUGGUGUAGCCUGUGCUUCCUCCAAUCACCCCUCCUUUGGUGCAUGUGCCCUUCAGCAGAUGACCCCACACCACUCGGGUUGCCCACCCUGUUGCCUUUUCCUCUGGUCACCUGCCCAAUACAUAUUCAUUUCUUGUCCCCUCUGAGCAGCCUCCUCUCAUUCCUCUUUACUUGCCCCCUUCCCUCUGUACUGUUAUUUUGCAGUGCCAGCUCAGACAUCCUGAGCCCCAUCUCCGCCUCUGCCAGGUAAUUGUGCCCUCUAACAGAUAUGUAUAGUGAUAGAUGUCAUAUUGCAGGCGUGCCCCUCAUAUGACCUUAUGGACAGCACGUGUUCUGUAGAUGUACCCAGCCAUUGACAGGGCAUUGUAUUCCUGAUGUGAUCACCACGUUAGCAGGUUUCCGGCCAGUGUUGGGUAUACUGCAUUGGAUGCUUUUCUAAUUGUAUUCACUGCUGGUCCUGUCUAACCCCUGCCCCCCAUCACUGCACCCUGGCCCUCUGCUUCCUAUUUUAUAUCUCCCCUCCAUAUAUUACAUUGCACCCCCAGGACCGGAUAUGUGAGGCCCUCCCCAGCCUUGGAAAGAUGAACUACCAGCAGCAGCUGGCCAACUCGGCAGCCAUUCGGGCUGAAAUCCAGCGAUUUGAAUCUGUGCACCCCAAUAUCUACUCGAUAUAUGAACUCUUGGAGCGUCUCGAUGAGCCUGCACUGCAGAACCAGAUCCGAGAGCAUGUCAUAGCCAUAGAAGAUGCCUUUGUAAAUAGUCAGGAAUGGACGCUAAGCCGAGCCGUGCCGGAGCUCAAAGUGGGCAUUGUGGGAAAUCUAGCCAGUGGGAAGUCGGCAUUGGUUCAUCGGUAUCUCACGGGUACUUAUGUUCAAGAAGAGUCCCCUGAAGGUGGCAGGUUCAAGAAGGAGAUUGUGGUGGAUGGCCAGAGCUACCUCCUACUGAUCCGGGAUGAGGGGGGACCCCCAGAAGCACAAUUUGCUAUGUGGGUGGAUGCUGUAAUCUUUGUCUUCAGCUUGGAGGAUGAGAUCAGUUUCCAGACUGUCUAUCACUACUACAGCCGGCUAGCCAACUACCGCAACACCAACGAAAUCCCCAUGGUGCUUGUGGGGACUCAGGAUGCCAUCAGUUGCAGUAACCCUCGUGUAAUAGAUGAUUCCCGUGCACGAAAGCUUUCCAAUGACCUCAAGCGAUGCACUUAUUAUGAAACCUGCGCCACCUAUGGGCUUAAUGUGGAACGCGUCUUCCAAGAUGUCGCCCAGAAGAUUGUCGCGACUCGUAAGAAGCAGCAGCUCUCCAUUGGUCCCUGCAAGUCUCUACCGAACUCGCCCAGCCACACAUCGGUGUGCUCAGCACAAGUCUCAGCUGUACAUAUAAGCCAGACAAGUAAUGGAGGAGGCAGCCUGAGUGAUUAUUCUUCGUCGGUCCCUUCCACUCCCAGCACUAGUCAAAAAGAACUAAGAAUCGACGUACCGCCAACAGCCAGUACGCCUACUCCAGUGCGCAAACAGUCAAAACGGAGGUCUAACCUAUUCACGUCUCGAAAAGGGAGCGACCCAGACAAAGAUAAGAAAGGUCUAGAGAGCAGAGCAGACAGCAUCGGCAGCGGGCGAGCAAUACCAAUUAAACAGGGUAUGCUACUGAAACGAAGUGGAAAGUCUCUAAAUAAAGAAUGGAAGAAGAAGUAUGUAACUCUGUCUGACAAUGGCGUCCUCACCUAUCACCCCAGUUUACACGAUUACAUGCAGAAUGUCCAUGGCAAAGAGAUUGAUCUCCUCAGGACCACAGUUAAGGUUCCAGGGAAGAGGCCUCCUCGAGCAACAUCAUCCUGUGCACCUAUUGCCAGUCCGAAAACUAAUGGCCUGACCAAAGAGGUCAGUGGGCUACAGAUCUCCACCAAUACAGGAAACGUUACAAGCAGCACAUCAGUUACCCAGAUGGCCAGUGGUCAGAGUGGCAUUAGCCUUGGCUCUUUCAGCCGCUUAGAUGGCAUGCAUCAGCGGUCUUACUCCGUGUCCAGUGCUGAUCAGUGGAGUGAGGGAGCUGUCCUCGCAAACUCCGCCAUCAGUAGCGACACCGGCCUGGGUGACUCUGUGUGUUCGAGUCCCAGUAUUUCCAGUACCACAAGCCCCAAAUUGGAUCCACCUCCGUCCCCACAUGCAAAUCGAAAGAAACAUCGCAGGAAGAAGAGUACUAGUAAUUUCAAGGCUGAUGGGCUCUCCAGCACGGCUGAAGAACAAGAGGAAAACUUUGAGUUCAUCAUUGUGUCUCUCACUGGCCAAAGUUGGCAUUUUGAAGCUACAAGUUAUGAAGAAAGGGAUGCCUGGGUACAGGCCAUAGAGAGCCAAAUCCUUGCCAGUCUACAGUCAUGUGAAAGUAGCAAGAAUAAGUCCCGUCUCACCAGCCAAAAUGAGGCUUUAGCACUACAGUCAAUUCGCAACCUACCAGGAAACUCGCAUUGUGUGGAUUGUGAUGCACAAAAUCCCGACUGGGCCAGCCUGAACCUCGGAGCUCUGAUGUGCAUAGAAUGUUCUGGGAUUCAUCGCAACCUGGGGACUCAUCUUUCCCGCGUCCGAUCUUUGGACCUUGAUGACUGGCCGCCUGAGUUAAUAAAAGUCAUGUCUGCAAUUGGAAAUGAGCUGGCAAACAGUGUGUGGGAAGGAAGCAGUCAAGGCCAUGUGAAGCCAUGUUCAGAGAGCCCCAGGGAGGAAAAGGAACGCUGGAUUCGUGCAAAAUAUGAACAGAGACUUUUCGUCGCACCCCUGCCCUGUCGGGAUUUGCCCUUAGGGCAGCAGUUAUUGCGAGCUACAGCAGAAGAAGACUUGAGGACGGUGAUCCUACUUCUUGCACAUGGGUCCCGGGAAGAAGUGAAUGAAACCUGCGGAGAGGGAGACAGACGCACAUCUUUGCAUCUAGCCUGUCGCAAGGGAAAUGUGGUACUUGUGCAGCUGCUGAUAUGGUACGGUGUUGAUGUGAUGGCACGGGACUUCCAUGGCAACACAGCUUUAGCAUACGCCAAGCAAGCUGUGACCCCAGAGGUGCGGGAUCUUCUACUGCAAUAUGGCUGCCCCGAUGAACAGUUUGUGCUCAUGGCUACACCAAACCUCUCCCGAAAAAACAAUCGCAACAACAACAGCAACACAGGAGGUGGAGGACUGAUGCCCACCUUAAUCUAAAAUGAUCUUGUGAAAAGGAGACUGACUCGAGCACCGCUCACCCCUCGCACCGCAGGGGGAGGAGCCAGGAAUGACAUGGGAGGCGUAAAAGCACUGAGUGCUGAACAGGGGGGGAGAACGGACUGAGCCUUCACUAGCAUUUGGGAGGCAGGAAGAAAAAAAGCGGCGGAAGGGAGGCAGAAAGCUGUCAGUUAUGUGCACAUUUCACCUCUACCCCAGCAGAACACUUAGGCUCUGCUCUCAUCUGACAAGCACUGCUCCACAUAAAUCACACGCAGGCACUGAGUUUGUCAGGUUUGAGGCUCCAAUGAUGCUAUGUGUCAAAUCACUUGGAGCUAAUCUGUCCUCAGAGAAUGCUGGCUUCAUUACACUUGUAUAGUUGAGUUCCCUCAGCCUGUACCGCUGUUUAAUAGGACAUGAUUACUCAUCAUGUAGAAGGGAGCAUAUUAGCUGAGGAGGAAGCUCUCUCCACGCUCCGCUGAUUACAGGGAUGUGAUUGCAAUAUUCUUACAAGAAUCAUAUUAGGAGAGACAUUCUGGGCCCCAUCUUCAGACUCCUUGUCAUAAUCUUGCUGCGCUGUAAAGCGUCUGUUCCCUCUAAAUGUAUCCCCGAAAAAUAUAGGAACAAAAAAAAAAAAAAUCUGUAAAAGCUUUUGAAGGGUGCGUUUAGAACAGCUGUUUUUUUUUUUUUAUUUGACUUUAGAUACUUCAUGCCUUGUAAGAUCUGUUUUUUUGUAAUUUUUUUUACAAUUACAGAAAUAAUUUAAUUUAAUUGAACAGUGUGCUGGCCACCUGAGGUGCUUCAGUUCCUAAAACACACACGUUGCACCCAUUGUUUCAGUACAUCUGGGUCACAUCGCCUAGCUGAUUUGCAAAGGACAUAAAAACAGAAACAUCAUAAGUGAAGUGGUUACAUGGUUGAGUGCAUUUAUUUUUUUUCCUUAAAGGCACUACUUAAAUGGCACUAAUUAGAAGUACUUACUGCACUAUGGAACAUGUUUUCGUUGGGGAGCUGUGUGUGCAGAUGCAGUGUCACGCUUUGUGAUCUAUAUUGGAUCACUAUAUUGUAUUGUAGAAUUUGAGUGUUCACAUUAUAUUUAAUAUGGAGUAACCAAUGGAUAAAAUCCAUAGAAGCCAUCCAUGUCUGGACGAACCAGUGGGACCCCAUUCAGCCUUUCAGCUUUUCUUGAACACAACACCAAUCCCAAACUGGAGCUGUAUAGAGAAGGGCCCCGUUCACGUACAUACCCUAAGGCUGGUUGGGAGAAGGGGCCACUGCAUGCAUGCAUUCAUAUUUUGUGUCAAUUAUAAGAAUAUAUUAAGUAACAGAAUCGUGACCAUCUGCCAAAACAUGAGUCGUGGCAACCUAAUGUGUCUCCAUAAUAAGGGCUCAUUCACACGAACGUGUGCUGCCCGUUGCCAUAUGUGCUGCCCGUUGCUGUAUUCUCUUCAAUGGGUCCACAAAUCCGGAGAUAUGGAGCGGAACACUACGGAGUGCCU